Molecule: messenger RNA, 1480 nt
Organism: Empidonax traillii (willow flycatcher)
Lineage: Eukaryota; Metazoa; Chordata; Aves; Passeriformes; Tyrannidae
Gene: JHY
Product: junctional cadherin complex regulator
Exons: 6
Coding region: 12-1304 (430 amino acids)
Biological process (GO): axoneme assembly
Source: RefSeq, a predicted model, not a curated record
CAAACCACGGCAUGAAACCUUCGGCUCUGAAGCACAUCACAGUUUUUUCUCCCCACACUCACACUCUGAACAAAAUCCACGUGCCUCCCAAAGUCCUCGUGCCACCCGUUUUCCACCCUCCCAAAUGGAGAAGGGCCCUGGCCAGGGAAGGGGGAUCUGCCUGCAGCCUGCAGGACUGCCAGGACUCGGACUCUGAGAGCCUCCCUGAGGAGGGGCAGGACCAGCUGGGGCUCCAGCAGAGGAUCCUGGAGAAAGAAGAGCUGCUGGGACUGUGUUCUGAUGAGCUGGACAAUGACAGCCUGGAGGAGGACAGCCUGGAGGAGGUGAGCUCGGGAGAAGACCCCAGUCCAAACGGAACACAGAAGGAUCGAGGGAAAAAACAGUCUGUGGACAAAUAUUCCAGCCUAAGGUACAGUCCUAAGUGGAAGAACACAAGAAAGGCAGGAAAAGCGUCUCAAGCUGGAGGAAGCAGUGUGGACUUUUCACAGGAGUCAUUUUACCUCCACUCCAGUGGCUCCUCAGAAGAAAAGAGCCAAGAGGAGGCAGAAGCACAGGAUUCAUUCUCAGAGUUCAGUUCAGAAUUUUUAAGCUUUCAUGACCCAAAUGUCCUGGUCAGCAAUGAGCCCCUUGGGCUACAGGCCAAAAAGAAGGAAUCUGCAGAUGGUUGUCAGUCCAGAGAUCGACCACAAAGAGCAAAAAAAAACUUUGUGAAGAAAAAUAAACAGACCUUAGGAUUGCCCUCAGAGAGGAUAAAUUCCUAUCUGGAGUUGCACAAUAAAAAGCAACAAGUUCUUCAAGAGCAGGUUACAGAUCCUAAAGCAGUUGAAGAGGAAGAACCACCACCCCAGACUGUGAAAAAGAAGCCUGAAGACAACCUGAAAGGGCAGCAGCUCAAGCCACGUGGCCCCAAAGUCUGCAUAAACCUGAACGUGAAGCUCGGGGGCCUCGGACCUGACUACGAAGCCAUCAAAGAGAAAAAGCAGAAAUUAAAACUGCAAAAGGAAUAUUCAAGGCAGAUUAAGGAAUACAACAUGAAAAAUAUUACUUCAGUUCAGAAGUUACCUGCCAAACCUCAGGUCACACCUUCAGUGUCGAGACAGAAGGCACUGGAAUAUGCUAAGAAGAUUCCAAGGCCAAAGACUUUCAUGACAAGACCAUCAGACAAAGAGGGGAAAGAGGAAGUUGUGCCCCAGAGUUCAGAUGGAAGCAGUUUCCCCCAAAUCCCAUCCCUGGAGACGCUGCGAAGCAGACACGAGAAGGAGAAGGAGGUUGUGGCUGCUUUCAAAGCCCUUCAUAUCUUAUAAGGGAUAUAUCUGAAAAUAUCUGGGAUAUCUUCAAAUCAGAAGUGCCUGAACUACUUGAUUAUGAGCUCUGACCAUCCAUCACAUAUUGAUUUACCAGCCCAUUGAAAUAUGAAGUGGCUCAAGUUUAAUCAUUGUUACAUUUUGGGCUCAGUUCUACCACAGCUUUUUUUUUUUUU